Dendroctonus ponderosae (mountain pine beetle) is the source of this 517-nucleotide messenger RNA. RefSeq names its product zinc finger protein 512B. Lineage: Eukaryota; Metazoa; Arthropoda; Insecta; Coleoptera; Curculionidae. The record is from RefSeq and is a predicted model, not a curated record.
GGAUAUGGUGAUUCCGGUGGAUAUGGCGGACAUGCCAACCAAGAAUAUUCACACACAGUGGAAGUUACCAAACAUGUGCCGGUACCAGUUUAUAGACAUGAAACGGUGCCGAUUCCACAUGCCGUGCCUGUUCCUGUAGCGAAACCAGUAGCCAUUCCGGUGCCUCAACCUUACCCAGUUCAUAUUAAAGUGCCUCAACCAAUUGCCGUGCCGGUCAUCAAAACCAUUACCAUCCCUAUUGAGAAACCCGUUCCCUACAAGAUCGAGAAGAUAGUUCAUUAUCAUGUCGAAAAGCCCGUUCCAGUUCCAGUAGAGAAACAUGUGCCUGUGAAGAUCAGCAACCCAGUUCCAGUUAAGGUGCCAGUUUACAAAGUGGUUUAUCACAAUGAAAAACAUCACUAGUUUCUGAAGGAGAACUUCAAGGAACAAGACUGAUACACCUUUACCUCAUCCUUUCUUCAUCUUAGUUUUAGCUGCUUUGUGAUUCUGUGCUUCGCCAUUCAUUGUUGUUAUGUUU